GGUUGCGGAUGUGCCAGCACUGCAGACGCUGGGCGACGAUGAGGAGCCGGUGCCGCCCCGUGCUGCCCUCUACAUUGAAGUUGUCUGCGUAGCGCUGCUGUUCGUGGAGCUGGCAGCACGUCUGGUCGCCUGCCAAAACCAUGCACGCUUCUUCCUGGACCCAAUGAACAUACUGGACCUGGUGAUCACCGUGCCUUUCUUCGUCUUCCUUGCGCUGGAGGGCACGUCAGUACGUCCCACUGGGGCCGUCACGUGGCUUGGUAGGCUGUGCCGGCUGGUCCGCAUGCUGCGCGUUUUCAGGUUCGUCCGCGACACGGCAGCGGGUGCGACCCUCAAGCGCACCCUGGCGGCGGCGGCUCCGUUUCUCGGCGUCCUCUGCGCUGUGUGGGUUGCCGCCCUGGUGUUCUUCGCCUGCCUCGUCUUCUGGGUGGAGCCUGUCGACAACUACGGCAUACAGACCCUACAGCAAGCCAUGUGGUGGGCCAUCGUUACCAUGACGACUGUCGGCUAUGGUGACGUCAUACCGAUGACGACCGUCGGCAAGCUUUUCGGCAGCGUGUGCGCAUAUUUCGGCUGCGUGAUGAUGGCUCUCCCAACAGCGGUGAUUGUGAGCAAGUUCCACAGCUGUAGCGAAGAGGAGCGGUGAGCAAGGAGCAGGGCAAGUCGAAAAACCCACAGGCAAAAGCCAGUAUUGUAAUCAUCGUAAAACUCGCAUCGUACGACGGAAAGCUUGCAAAGAUAUACAUAAUGUGGACCACAACGGAAUCAAAUUUUUCGGAUCGCCGCAGUGAUACAGAAAAUUGUGCCUUAUAAUUUAGAAAUCGUCUUAAGUGCUGAGGGUUAACACGCACUCGGGUUCCCGAAGGCUUUUCCAGAAUGGUUUUCGAAAGCCAAAUUUGUCAUAGAUGUAGACAAUUGAAUAGCGGAUUGUUUGGCAUCAAUAAUUUAGA
This is a messenger RNA of Pollicipes pollicipes, 950 nucleotides long. Its product is annotated as shaker-related potassium channel tsha2. Bases 164 to 646 code for a protein of 160 amino acids. The record is from RefSeq and is a predicted model, not a curated record. Gene Ontology annotation, biological process: potassium ion transmembrane transport; action potential. Gene Ontology annotation, molecular function: voltage-gated potassium channel activity. Gene Ontology annotation, cellular component: voltage-gated potassium channel complex; membrane. Lineage: Eukaryota; Metazoa; Arthropoda; Thecostraca; Pollicipedomorpha; Pollicipedidae. The transcript is spliced from 2 exons.